CCGCUUCUCUUCCCCUACCUUCUGCGGUGCGAGAGAGAACGCGUGUGCCUCAGAGCUUCGGCACACAUCUUAUAUAUAAAAAAAUCAAAAAUACCAAAAAAAUUCACAAAACAGAAAAAAAUACCAACAAAAAUUCUACUUUUGUUACCGAAGACCUCGGUGAAGCAGGAUCCGCGAGCAGGUUUGAGGAGUUUAAUCGCAGCACGCUAGGCCUGAGGAGAUUUUAAAUCAUCGAUAUCUACGAAACAUCGACGCCAGAUCGUGCCGAACGCGUUUUAAAUCGUCUUUGAGUCUGUUCUUUGAGAGUAUUUAACCGCGUGAGAGUCAAAUCGAGCAGUUUUGGUCUCGUUCGUUUGCGUGUGUUCAAUCAGGUCCGCGUCUCUAGCUCCUCGCUCCUCGCUGUGAAGAUGAAUCCCAGUGCUCCCAGUUACCCGAUGGCCUCUCUGUAUGUGGGGGAUCUGCACUCGGACGUGACCGAGGCCAUGCUGUACGAGAAGUUCAGUCCAGCCGGGCCCAUCCUCUCCAUCCGGGUCUGCAGGGACAUGAUGACCCGCCGCUCGCUCGGUUACGCGUACGUCAACUUCCAGCAGCCCGCCGACGCCGAGCGCGCCCUGGACACGAUGAACUUUGACGUGAUCAAGGGCCGGCCGCUCCGCAUCAUGUGGUCCCAGCGAGACCCGUCCCUGCGCAAGAGCGGCGUGGGCAACAUCUUCAUCAAGAACCUGGACAAGUCCAUCGACAACAAGGCGCUCUACGACACGUUCUCUGCCUUCGGAAACAUCCUGUCCUGCAAGGUGGUUUGUGAUGAGAACGGCUCUAAAGGAUACGGCUUUGUUCACUUCGAGACCCACGAGGCUGCAGAAAGAGCCAUUGAGAAAAUGAACGGCAUGUUGCUGAAUGACCGCAAAGUGUUCGUGGGCCGCUUCAAGUCUCGUAAGGAGCGUGAGGCAGAGAUGGGCGCCCGCGCCAAAGAGUUCACGAACGUUUACAUCAAGAACUUCGGAGAAGACAUGGAGGAUGAGACACUGAGGGAAAUAUUCAGCAAAUUUGGUGAUACGAUCGUCAUUAAAUACCAACGCAUAAUUUACAAACAAUCUCGAGGCUUUGGCUUUGUCAGCUUUGAGAGGCAUUCUUCUGUUCGCCAGGCCGUGGAUGAGAUGAAUGGAAAAGAGCUGAACGGGAAGCAGGUGUACGUGGGUCGUGCUCAGAAGAAGGGAGAGCGCCAGACGGAGCUCAAGCGCAAGUUUGAGCAGAUGAAGCAGGACCGCAUGACUCGCUACCAGGGAGUCAAUCUCUACGUGAAAAAUCUGGACGACGGCCUCGAUGACGAACGUCUGCGUAAAGAAUUUGCACCGUUUGGCACCAUCACCAGCGCUAAGGUGAUGAUGGAAGGCGGCCGCAGCAGGGGCUUCGGCUUCGUCUGCUUCUCGUCUCCUGAAGAAGCCACUAAAGCCGUGACGGAGAUGAACGGGCGUAUCGUGGCCACCAAGCCGCUGUACGUGGCUCUGGCUCAGAGGAAGGAGGAGCGUCAGGCGCACCUCACCAGUCAGUACAUGCAGAGGAUGGCCAGCGUCAGAGCCGUGCCCAACCCCGUCCUCAACCCCUACCAGCCAGCGCCACCUUCAGGAUACUUCAUGGCCGCUAUUCCACAGGCUCAGAAUCGUGCUGCUUACUAUCCCACCAGUCAGCUCGCUCAGCUCCGCCCCAGUCCUCGCUGGGCCACUCAGGGGGUCCGCCCUCAGCAUUUCCAGGGCAUGCCCAACGCCGUCAGACCCUCAGGGCCCCGUCCUCAAGCCUUCGGCGCCAUGCGUCCGGCCUCCCAGGUCCCACGGGUGAUGGCACCCCAGCGCAUGGCGUCUCAGGCCAUGGGCCCUCGUCCCACCGGCGCAGGUGCAGCCACUGGUGUGUCUCAGGUGAGAGGAGUGCCGCAGUACAAGUACGCACCUGGAGUCCGCAACCCACAGCAGCACAUGGCCACUCAGCCACAGGUGCCCAUGCAACAGCCUGCUGUCCACGUUCAGGGUCAGGAGCCUCUGACGGCGUCCAUGUUGGCUGCCGAAGUCCAUGUAAUUAAAUGGCUGCCAGCCCCUGUGAAGUAGGAGCAGAAGCAGAUGACAGGUGAGCGUCUGUUCCCGCUCAUCCAGAACAUGCAUCCCAGUCUGGCCGGGAAGAUCACCGGAAUGCUGCUGGAGAUCGACAACUCUGAGCUGCUGCACAUGCUGGAGUCUCCGGAGUCCCUGAGGUCAAAGGUGGAUGAAGCGGUGGCGGUGCUGCAGGCUCAUCAGGCCAAAGAAGCUGCGCAGAAGACUGGCCCCAGCACCGCUGUGCCGGCCGUCUAACACCAGAAUGGUUCUCUUCGGCCCUGUCUUCACCAAGAGGGACGCAGUAAAAAAAGAAAAAGUGAAUAAAUAUCGAAAAACAAACUCAAACAGAAAAAAAAACUUAAGAUGACAUCCAAAUGUUUUGCCAGGUUGAGAAACUAAAUCUCGACCUUGAUUAUAUUUAAAAAAAAAUAAAAAUAAAAAAAAAGAGAACUUUUAAUUUUAAGAAAAAUUCCAAAACAUUCCUUUCUUUUUAUUCCUCUUAAUGAAAGCUUAUCGUCAGUUGUGUUCUGGCAGGUGAUAGCUGAACAUUUGGUAAAGUACAUUGGAUUAAACUGCUUGAAUAAAUAAAACUUUAAACAUU
This is a messenger RNA of Cyprinus carpio (common carp), 2685 nucleotides long. RefSeq names its product poly(A) binding protein, cytoplasmic 1a (gene pabpc1a). Gene Ontology annotation, molecular function: RNA binding. Gene Ontology annotation, cellular component: ribonucleoprotein complex. Lineage: Eukaryota; Metazoa; Chordata; Actinopteri; Cypriniformes; Cyprinidae. The transcript has 16 exons. The record is from RefSeq and is a predicted model, not a curated record.